This is a messenger RNA of Blepharisma stoltei, 2538 nucleotides long. NCBI's taxonomy places the organism in Eukaryota, Ciliophora, Heterotrichea, Heterotrichida, Blepharismidae. The record is from the annotation of a GenBank genome assembly.
AUGUUUAUGCCAUCUGAAGAGCAGGAAGAAUUUCAGCGCAUUCUUCAAAACGCAAUAGAAGAUCUUGUAAACGCUCGUCCAAGUGAACCAAUAAAAUAUCUCGCCCAGUCCCUCUACCAAUCUCUUCCAGUUGCUGAGCAGAAUGACCAAGAAUUUCCAGAAUUCGCCGCAGCUCGAAACCAAGGCUGCAUGCCUUCUCGAGGAUAAUUCCUCUUGCAGUCAUUUUCUCGACAUUAUUUUGUCGAAAUUUUUUCUAGCCUGGCAUUUGUUUGAAAAAUAAAUGUUUUUGUUUAACAAAUGUCUGCCAAGAAUUUCUCUCAUGGGUAAAAAUCAGGACAACUGAAACCACCCUUACAAUGUUAGAGUUGGUGAUUCAAGUUCCAAUCCUAAUGUUCAGUACCCUGAAGGCUUUGUGCCUUCACGUCGACGUAAUUUUCAUUUAGCCUCUGUAUGUGGAGAGUCGAUAUCUGAAGAAGAGCUUGCAUGGAGACCACUUUCUCUAAAUUAUUCUAUAUUUGUUGAGCACUAUUAAUAAAAUUUUGCAUUAGCUUUAAAACAAUAUAAAAAUCCUACAAUUUUUUCAUGCCAUAAAAAUUAAUUAUGAAGACCACCAACUUUUGAUAAAGAUUUAGGAACUCUUACAAGACUUAAAGAAAUGCUGACUAAAAAUAUUCUAUUUAGCCAUUUGAGUGAAGAAAAUAUCGCAACUGUAGCAGACGCAUUGGAAUUGAUCGAAAUUCCAGCUGGUGAAUUGGUAAUAAAGCAGCAUGAUACUGGAAAUGCUUGCUAUUUUGUAGAGGAAGGAAGCUUGAAAUGCGAUGUAGAAGGGCGUGGACAUGUAUGCAAUUAUGCAAAAGUAAUUUUUAGCCAGGAAGAUAGCUUUGGAGAGGUAGCCUUAAUGUAUGGGAAUAUAAGAGGUGCGACAAUAUCUGCUAUAACUGACUCGAAACUUUGAAAGCUAGAUAGGAUGACAUAUAAAAAAAUUGUUUUAAAUUUUAUGCUUCCAAAGCGCUCAAAGUUUGUGGAAUUUUUGACAAGAGUCUCGAUUUUUAGUAUAGAAAUAAGGAAACUUGAAAAAAAUCGUCGGCAAGCGAAAGAAUGCUUUUUAAAAAAAUAUAAAAAAUGGAGAUUUGGGGUAUAAGAUCUAAAAUAUUAGUAGCAGGAUAAUUCAUAAUUAGACACAUUACCAGAAACUAUAAUGAAUGAGCUGGCCAAGCACUCGCACCAUUUGGUGUAUGAGCCUGGGUAUGUUAUCUACUCUGCAUCUCAUGCAGAUAGAUACCUAUAUUUAAUAGAAAAAGGAGUUGCUGUUAUUAAAUACAAGGAUAAGGAUGUACAAAGAUUAGGACCUUUUGAAUUUUUUGGUGAUAGAUCAAUAUUUGGGGAAGUUACUGAAGCUGACCGAGCAGAAGCAGAAACUGAGGGUUCCUUCACACGACGACUAUUUCAUAACGACUAUUUUUUUUGGCCUAUUUUUUUUUGGCCUAUUUUUUUAUGGCCUAUUUUUUUUUGGCCUAUUUUUUUGGCCUAUUUUUUUUUGCCUAUUUUUUUUAUCUAGCCUCAUUCAUGAAGCUGCUGAGAGGACUAGAACCUUAUUAAGAAACAGAGACUUUUUCUUACGCGAUUAAUAUUUAGUCCCCCCCCCCCUCCGUGAGCGAACAAAAAAAUUUUGUUCACUCACGGAGGGGGGUUAAUUUUUUUUUUAAAAAAAAUUUAUAUAUAAAUUUUAUAAAAAAUAUUUUUUUCGAAAUUUAAAAAAAUCCUAAUUUGCAAAAAUUGGGAAGCAAAUAUUAAUUUAAUUUGCAAAAUUUAUGUUUUAAAACGCAAUUUGUUUUAAAAUUAAACAGAAUUAGCUCUAGAUUUCAUUAUACUAAUUAUCACUUAUAUAUCAAAAAUUUUUUUCAUUAAAAUUUUUUCUAUUAAAAAAUUUUUGUUCGCUCACGGAGGGUGGGUUUUUUGGUCAAAAAAUGGUGAUUUUUCUAAUGGUUUUGUUUCGCUCACGGAGGGGGGGGGGGGCUAGUUAGUAAAUUAAGUGAAAAAAACUCCUAAUUAAAUCUAAAAUUUUCGAAAUUUAAAAACAAUGAAUUAGUAUUCAUGGAGUACGAAAUCUGUUAAGGGUGCAUUUUUUGUUGGUUAAAUCGCUUAAAACAAAUUAAAAAUUAUAUUAAAACAAUUAGUAUGGAAUUAUGCCCAAAUAUUAGUAAAAAAUAGUUAAAAAAUUGUCAAAAAAUCGGCCAAAAAAAAUAGGCCAAAACAAAAUAGGCCAAAAAAAAAUAGGCCAAAAAAAAAAAAUAGGCCAAAAAAAAAUAGGCCAAAACAAAAUAGGCCAAAAAAAAAUAGGCCAAAAAAAAAUAGGCCAAAAAAAAAUAGGCCAAAAAAAAAUAGGCCAAAAAAAAAAUAGUCGUUAUGAAAUAGUCAUCUUGUGAAGAUACGGAAACUGAUUGCUGCAUUUAUAGGUUCCCUGAACCAAUAAUAGACAGCAUUUUGGAUUUGAUUAAAGAUGAAUUGAGGGAGCAAUCAAGUCUUAAGCUACUAUAA